GAGAGAGCGACUGAGCUGCGGUGUCAUGCUUGUUUCCGGUCACCCAGUCCAGGUUGUCUGUGGCAUGUGCCGGUGAAGGUCGGAGAGGUGUCAGUGUGUGUGUUUUGAUACGGAAGCAUUGGCGUGUGGUAAUCAAGGCCCGAGCUGUUAAUUCUAUUAUUUGUAUAGCCAUGUCUAAGGCUUCUCGGGCUGUUAAAGCUGCAAAGAAAACAGAUGUUGCUGGUGUGAUUCGAGCAGUCUUAGGUGCUGGGCAGGCUGCACCAGGACCCCCUCUAGGACCCAUCUUGGGACAGAGAGGAAUACCAAUUGGACAGUUUUGUAAGGAGUUUAAUGAGAAGACCAAAGACAUUAUUGAAGGAGUCCCUUUGCGUGUAAAGAUCUUUGUUAAUCCUGAUAGAACGUACCAAAUAAAGAUUGGGCUGCCACCUACGUCAUACUUCCUUAAAUCUGCUGCUGGCAUUGAAAAAGGUGCUUCGCAGACAGGUCAUGAAAUUGCUGGAAUGUUGACCUUGAAGCAGUUAUACGAAAUAGCACUGGUGAAGUCUAAAGACGAAUCGUUUGUCCUUCGGGAUAUGCCAUUGAUGGAAGUGGUAAAGUGUCUCCAUGGCAGUGCCCGUUCACUGGGAAUCAAAGUUGUCCUGGACCUGUGCCCAGAAGAGUAUGGAAAGUUUCUAGAGGAGCGUCAAACUACCCUUCAAGCUGCGGCCGCAGCUCGACUAGAAGAGGCUGCAGCAACUAAGAAGAAGUGAUGUGACAAAAUGAACUCAAGCACUAUUAUGUUACAGAAAGCCAUGUUCUCUGCUGCUGUGAAUCAUUUUGUACAAACUGCAGCCUAGUGACUGUACAGCAUUCUAUUGUAAUGAAGAUUGUAUGGAGAUGAUAUCAGUACUUCAUAUCUAGUGUAAUAAAGAAGGGUAUCACAAGGUUGAACAUUUUUCUAU
Molecule: messenger RNA, 941 nt
Organism: Nanorana parkeri
Lineage: Eukaryota; Metazoa; Chordata; Amphibia; Anura; Dicroglossidae
Gene: MRPL11
Product: mitochondrial ribosomal protein L11
Exons: 7
Coding region: 171-749 (192 amino acids)
Biological process (GO): translation
Cellular component (GO): mitochondrial large ribosomal subunit; ribosome
Molecular function (GO): structural constituent of ribosome; large ribosomal subunit rRNA binding
Source: RefSeq, a predicted model, not a curated record